AUGGCAUUCACAGAGUGGAAACGGCUACCCAUAAGCUUGGGAGAGCUGUGUAUUAACACUACUCUCCGGUGUGGACAGUCCUUCAGAUGGCAUCACAUCCCCGAGAGCGAGGAAUGGCGAUGCGUUCUCUAUGGCCAUCUUCUCUCACUGAAGCAGGACUCAAGCUACCUCUACUAUCGAACCUUCAAGUCACCACCACGAGGCACCCAUCUUCCAACUCCACCUGCAUCCCAGAUUCCUUCCCGGGCAGAGUCAGACAGUGAUAGCGUUACUGUUUCCCGCAAGACUGAGGAUGAAGACCAUAUUUUGCACAUUAUCAAGCAUUAUUUCAACCUUUCCAUCAAUCUGAGUGACCUGUACUCCCAAUGGUCAUCCCAAGACCCCAAUUUCAAGAAGAAGGCAGCCCAGUUCACUGGGAUCCGAAUCCUACGCCAAAAUGCAUGGGAGGCGCUCGUCUCGUUUAUCUGCAGCAGCAACAACAAUAUCGCGCGCAUUUCGCAGAUGGUGGCAAAAUUAUGCACCAAUUAUGGCCCAUAUGUUGCAACAGUCGAUGAGCAUGCCUAUCACGACUUCCCAGUCCCCGAAGCGUUGGCUGGCAAAGAGGUAGAAGGCAAUCUUCGCACCCUGGGAUUUGGAUAUCGAGCAAAAUAUAUCUGGCAGACUGCUUCAAUGGUGAGCGCGGACCGGCCUGAGGGCUGGCUAGAUAGCUUGAGCAACCCCGAGUCGCCUGCACUUGGCGUGGAACCCAGACCGGCAGAUGAAAUGAAACCAGAGGGACGCCAGGGAUAUCGCGAUGCCCAUGAGAGGCUCCUCGAUUUGCAGGGCGUCGGGCCGAAGGUUGCUGACUGUGUGUCCCUGAUGGGUCUGGGCUGGGGAGAGUCCGUGCCAGUGGAUACGCACGUCUGGCAAAUUGCGCAGAGAGAUUACCGUUUUGGUAAGGGAUCGAACAAAUCCUUGACCAAGGCGACCUACGACGCUGUUGGCAACCACUUCCGCAACCUCUGGGGCAAAGAGGCUGGCUGGGCUCAUAGCGUGCUCUUCACGGCGGACCUACGAUCCUUUGCGGAUCGGCUCGAGGCUACGAAGAAGGUUAAGGUCGAAGUGAAAGAUGUCAAGAACGAGGAAGAGGUGGAGAUCAAGACGGAAGUAGAAACGGCCGUGGCAUUGAAAUUACAGAAAGAAGGGGAUGCCCCGGUGAAAGUCGAGGACGCAGAGGGAGGCACGGCGAAGAACAGCAAGAAACGAAAGAAGCCUAAUGCCGUCGUCCAUGCUUCUCAGACUACAGAGACGAGGAGACACCCCGACAUCCUUUCGGACCACCACAUCACCAGCAAAAAUGGGUCGCCUUCACAGCAAGGGCAAGGGCAUUGCCUCCUCUGCCAUCCCCUACUCCCGCGCCCCCCGGCGUGGCUCAAGGUCACCCCCGACCAGGUCGUGGACCACAUCUGCAAGCUGGCCAAGAAGGGUGCCACUCCCUCCCAGAUCGGUGUUGUCCUCCGUGACAGCCACGGUGUUGCCCAGGUCAAGAUUGUCACCGGUAACAAGAUCCUCCGUAUCUUGAAGUCGAGCGGCCUCGCUCCCGAACUCCCCGAGGACCUUUACUUCCUGAUCAAGAAGGCUGUCGCCGUCCGCAAGCACCUCGAGCGCAACCGCAAGGACAAGGACAGCAAGUUCCGCCUGAUUCUGAUCGAGUCCCGCAUCCACCGUCUGUCGCGUUACUACAAGACCGUCGGUGUCCUGCCCCCCACCUGGCGCUACGAGAGCGCCACCGCCAGCACCCUGGUCGCAUAA
This is a messenger RNA of Penicillium riverlandense, 1791 nucleotides long. Its product is annotated as 8-oxoguanine DNA glycosylase N-terminal. The record is from RefSeq and is a predicted model, not a curated record. Gene Ontology annotation, molecular function: damaged DNA binding; 8-oxo-7,8-dihydroguanine DNA N-glycosylase activity; structural constituent of ribosome. Gene Ontology annotation, biological process: base-excision repair, AP site formation; nucleotide-excision repair; base-excision repair. Gene Ontology annotation, cellular component: nucleus; ribosome. Lineage: Eukaryota; Fungi; Ascomycota; Eurotiomycetes; Eurotiales; Aspergillaceae. The transcript is spliced from 7 exons. The coding region runs from base 1 to 1791 and encodes 596 amino acids.